GUUGUUCCACUGAGACUACGUUUGGCUUCACUAGAUCUCCGAUUGUAACAAAUGUCAGUUUUACAAAAGAAAUGACCAAAUCAGACGGUUAUUUCUGUCUACUGCAGAUAUUGAGUGUCUAUCAUGGAUAAGUUCAUAAUCAGAAAGAAGAAAUCAAAACAUCCUGAAGCAGAGACAGGAUCCACAUGUAGUGGCCAAUUUCAAGAGGAAAGGGAUGGAGAGGAUCAACCUCUGACCAAAAGAUCAAGAACUGAUGUGACUGAAACCACAGCAUUGGAUCAAAGAAUACCACAUCAUAUUCCUGAGAAAAAAAAGAUACAUGGAGAAAAUUUAGACUGCGAUUACAUGAGGCUCUAUCCAAAGAAGCAGGCAGAUGACUUGUUUCAACGAUGUGAGGAGUCUCUGGAGUACUUCAUGGGUGAUCUGGCUAGAAUCAAAGUGUAUGGGAAGUGGCAUGAUAUUCCAAGAAAACAGGUGGCACAUGGUGACACAGGUCUAACUUAUAAGUACUCAGGAGUGACAGUGCCAGCCAAACCAUGGACACCAGCACUAUUAGAGAUUAGGGAUCGGAUCCAAGAAGUCACAGGGUACAAGUUCAACUUUGUGCUCAUUAACAGGUAUGCCGAUGGUAACAACUACAUGGGCGAGCAUCGGGAUGAUGAGAAGGACCUGGUUGCAAGCAGCCCCAUCGCCUCCUUGUCUCUUGGGCAACAUAGGGACUUCAUCUUCAGACACUGCGAGGCCCGCGGUGCUCAGGCCAAGCGCAAGGUACCACCGGUCAAGUUGGAGCUGGAGCACGGGAGUUUGCUGAUGAUGAAUUACCCCACCAAUGUUUACUGGUAUCACUCACUGCCAGUCAGGAAGAAGGCUUUGAAUAUCAGAGUGAAUAUGACAUUCAGAGACAUUGUAAUUGUCAAAAAGUGACUGGUGAGAUGAGAAUGAUCUGCUUGUUUUUUAAGGAAUAAAAAGCCACAAGUAUCAAAGUGAUCUGAUGUAAAGUUCGUCUGCCAUCUACUGAUGUUGAAUUACCCUACCAAGCCUUUCUGGAAUCAUACACUGUCAGUGAGGAAGAAGGCUCGAAAUACCAGAGUGAAUAUGAAACUCAGAUAUUUUUAAUAUUGAAAGGUGAUACCGACCAUUAUCUACUCAAUUGGAUGGAAGCCUUGGAAAGAGGAAUUAUACCCUUGUGAAUAGUGACACUGUAAAUAUCAGGAAAAAACCGUUUAUCCAACUUGACUUCUAUCAAGUUUGAGGUUGGUUGGAUAAUUAAACUAUGCAGUUUUUUUACGGAAUUUGAAAUGUGCAAGUGUAUAUUUCUUGUUUUGUAAUGGACUGUCUCCAAAGGUCAAUGCCAUGACAUACACAAAUAAAUCGAAGGACAAUCGCCACAACUAAGUUCAUGUUAUGCCACAAUACAUCAGCUUUUAUUCAACAAUGCAAAUUAGGGUACCUUGCAGGCAAUGUAUUUUACAAAUAGCCAAUUACAAGGAAAGCAUACUUGCUACAAGUAAUUUCUCUUCCAAGUAAUUUACAAGUAAUCCACUUCUAAAUCAUCCUUUGAAAAAGGGAGAAAAUAUGACUGUGUAAAAUAUUGUUAUUUGAUAGAAUACAAUUCACAUAACUGUAAAAAACAUAAUCAUUUGAUAAUUUAAGCUUUAAAUUUUGUAUCUGAUGAAACAUCAGUUAUCCCUUAUUUUCCAAUAUUUACCAACAUCAAAGAGCAGUUUGUUUUUUUGUGUUUACGACAUGUUUUCAUAUCAACAAUACCUAACUAUUGAAUUGUGUAUACUCCUACAAAUACUGGAAGCAGAACAGACUGAUACACACAUAGGGGUAAAAACACAAGUGGAACAGCAUGGUAAAGUAAUCAAUAUCGGAUCAAUUCUUUCAACAUUGAACAUGAUCCCCAUGUAUAGGAAAUAGUAGCUCUUUUGGCAGUAUUAAAUACAAUCUUGCUUCCAAUAACAUCACUUAAAUAGAGCUCUCCAAUUUGGACAGAUACAAUUGGACAACAUAUUGGUUCAUUAACUAAGAUGGUGUACAAAACAGUAGGGACAGUGCAGUCCAAUUUUAAGUUUAUCAGACAGAAGUUCCUCGGUUAAAGUCAAUAUCUUUGACUUGUUGAGUAUCAAUCUGAAUGUAACAUUUUUGCAUGAGGAACAUUCAUAGUUCUACCUUUACCAAGACAAAUACCCAUUUUCUAUGGACAAAUGAAAUAAUUCAUGCUCAAAAGAAGUACUUUCAAUUCUAAUACUAAACCAGGUUUUACCAAUGAGAAAUAACAUGUAUUACUGUCAUAUAGUUACGAUUCUCUCAUAAUUCUAUAGCCGCACAUUGCAGAUCUUCAAUUCUUGCCUAGAAAUUAUUAAAUUUAUAAUCUUACAGGCACCUUGAAACCAACCAGAUGCAGUGAUACCCACAAUAUCAUUGCAGGUUUUCAUGCAAUGACUUCUAACACAAAGGAUAUAACAUGGUUGAAUGAUACAUGCUCCAGAUUUAAUUGCUCGUCAGUCAAUAUCUUAUUCUAAUCAAAUUCCUAACUUCAAACCUGAAACCAACUCCUUAAUACCUAACUGUAAACCUAAACCUAACCUACAUGUAAGACCCAGUCAUGACCAUAAUCCCUAACCUUUGACGAGUUUAAAACCUGGAGCAAAAUGUCAGAUCACUCAUAAAUAAUGAUGCCUCAGCAUUGGCUAAAGGAAAAAUCAUUAAAUGGUAAUGCUUGAAAACCUAUCCAUUGAAGGCCUGUUAUCUUAGAUAAUUCAAAGUGUAUGAAGUCAUAAAUGUAUCAUUAGAAGAAUAAAACAAAUGAUUAUUUUGUUUCCUCCUACAUACUUUUGGAGAGAACCACUAAGGUAGAAAUAAAAGUGUACUGAUAAUACAUAAUAUAUCCCCUCAUGACAAGAGUUAAAUGGUUCAAUGGUAAUGUAAAAUAUACUUUGGGGAUAACCUUGAAGAAUUUAAAUGGGGAAAUAUAUACACGCUCUUUAUAACUCUUUAUACUUUGAAAGGGGAUAUACAUUGCUAAUGCUCAAACAAACAAUAUUAUUUAAUUGGGGUUUGAUAAAUUCAUUAACUUUUACAGCUUUGUGUUGGGAUUGUCAUUAAUAGUUGGACACAAAUUACAGAAAACCAAGUACAGGCACAUACUCUGAAAACAGCAAAUAACGCUGGAUGAAUAUAGCACCCUCAAUGUUCACUGCCAAGCAGCGCCUACGAAAGGCAUGGAGAGGAUCCUUUGAGGUCAACCUGGGGGCAUUUCACAAAACUUGGCAUCAGUGACAAAUGCAAGUUUUUAUUAUAAGCUUCUGAAAUACUUGCUUCUGAUUGGUUAUCAGCAGAUUUGUCACUGAUUUUUGUCAUUUGUCAAUGAAAA
Strongylocentrotus purpuratus (purple sea urchin) is the source of this 3379-nucleotide messenger RNA. RefSeq names its product DNA oxidative demethylase ALKBH2 (gene alkbh2). The coding region runs from base 124 to 924 and encodes 266 amino acids. NCBI's taxonomy places the organism in Eukaryota, Metazoa, Echinodermata, Echinoidea, Camarodonta, Strongylocentrotidae. Gene Ontology annotation, biological process: DNA repair. The record is from RefSeq and is a predicted model, not a curated record. The transcript is spliced from 3 exons.